CAACCCAGGCAUGUGCUCUUGACCAGGAAUUGAACCCGAGACCCUUGGGUGCGUCCGCCAGCCAGCGCGUGUGAGAGGCCUGUUUCUUUUACAUAAAGUGGUUCGUAUCUGAAUCGCCUCUGAGUAAAAGUCCCAGCUUAAGGAAACCAGUAAGAAUCAAGAGCUGGUGACAAGCACGUGAAAGGCUCCCUCUGAUCAUUCAGAAAAGAGAAACACAUUCUCUCCAGAGAAAAGACGGAGGAAAGCUCAGGGCUGCUGUGGGGGCGGAGCCAGCCUGAACCCCCACAGCCCAGCCGCGCGGAGUCCACCGGGUCCUGCUCCAGUCAGGCCCCGUGAGCGAGGAGUGAACGAAGGAACAGAAUCCCGGCCCGGACAGCAUGCGGUGCCCCAUCAGACAUCGCUUCUUCACCUUCCUGGCCAUCGGGCCCCUGUGGCUCUUCAUCAUUGUGAAAGUCCCCAAGGAGAUUGAAAACGACCAGAAUGUGGAGGAGACGCGUGGUUUGAUGCCCCAGGACAGUUACAGCAGGAGGAAGGACCCACGACCGUCAGACGACUGGGAAGACCUCACCUUCAAAUACAUGAAGAAAAGUCAGCAAAGAAGAAAGACGUGGCUGGCGGUGGGCAUCUCCUUCGUGCCAGGGGAGGGCCAGAAAAACCUCUUGCACACACUGGCCUCCCUGUUCCGCGCCUCCUCCAAGGGGGAGCAGAAGCACCUCACGGUGCUGGUCCACCUGGCGGACUCUGACUUCACCAGGCUCAGAAAAACCGUCGAACAGAUUGCAGGCCUCUUCAGCCCACAGAUCUUGGCAGGAAAGCUGGUCCUGAUCCACACUCCCUCGGACGCCUACCCCACCGCGGGCGAAUUCAGAGACGAGGCCGACGGCGGGAACUUCUACUCCAAGCAGAACGUGGACCACGCCUUCCUCAUGAGCGUUGCCGCGAAGCUCUCCGACUACUUCCUGCUGCUGGACCACCACGUCUUCUGUGCCCCUGGCUUCAUCACCCACAUCCGUCGGAAGGUGGAAGCCAUGGGCUCCCACCCAUGGGUGCUGCUGGAGUUCUCGAACUUGGGCUUGCUGGGCAAGCUCUUCCGCAGCAGGGACCUCCCACUGCUGGCCCACUUCCUCCUCUUGUUCUCCAGGAACAAGCCCCUCGACAGGCUGAUCCCUCAUUUCCGCACCCUCCUGGCCCAGAAGAGCCCCCUCCUGUGCAGGCCCUUCCUCUUCUACCAUCGGCUCUCCUACUACACCGUCCACCACAGCCACAAGGCCAGGGCAGCUUGGAGCAAGGACCCCUUUAUUCCCGACAACCCGCCUGGCGCCGUUUUCACGGACAUGCAGGUGUUCGACGUCCAUUUCCCCUGGGAGGCCUACACUCUGGACGAGUCUUUCUUCUGGACCUACAACGCUAGUGCAGGGAGCCACCUGACGGUCAUUCUGAACCACCCGGCCAACCUGAGCCGCGUGCAGGUGCUGACAGGCACCGUCAUGGAGGGAAAGUUCGCCCUGGAGAAGGGGCGGGUGGAGCUGGGCUACGAGCCCCAGGGGGUGCCCCAGUACUGCAGCAGCUACUCCGCGCUGGGCGGUCUCCUGCAGGGGCAGCUGGACCAGGAGCUGGGUGUGGAGGGAGGCAUGGGGCACGAGGUGAGCUGCGUGAAGCUGGUGGUGGCUGCUGAUCAGGCGGGCGGGCUCCUGGUCAGGCACAUUUACCUCUGGGAGCAAAGCUAG
Miniopterus natalensis is the source of this 1727-nucleotide messenger RNA. NCBI's taxonomy places the organism in Eukaryota, Metazoa, Chordata, Mammalia, Chiroptera, Miniopteridae. The record is from RefSeq and is a predicted model, not a curated record.